AUGAACCUUCGCAGUUUCAGCAGUGCAGUUCUGCUAGCAGUCGCUGCUGCGCCUGCUUUCGCAGAUGAGAUUCGCGUGAAGAUGAAACCUGAUAACAACAGAGCCGAACAAAUUCGCAUCUUUACUCAGUUGGAUCCAACCUGUACUGCUAUUGGAGAGCGUACUGUCAUCGGGAUCGAUGAUGACGGGAAGUGCGAAGAGAAACAGAGUUUGUUCAAGGGAGAUAGUAUCAACUCAAAGUUUAAUUGCUGCAAAGAAAACAACUUGAAAAACGACUACUAUGUCUGGGAGGACAAGAUGGAUUAUUUCCAUGGCCCUGGCAGCAAUCACUGGAGCCAGUGGAAGUACAAGGUUGACCAGCUUUUUGAAGACGGCGUUUGCUCUGAGAAAUGGAAUGGUGGGUAUGGAGAUUCGUGGCUUCCCGAAGGGGAAACAUACAACGUUUACGUAGCCCAAUACUACAAAAAAGGGGAUUCACGAGGUUGGCGAGAGCUGGGUUGGAGAGAUACAUCCGAUGAGAGUUCUGAUGAGAGUUCUGAUGAGAGUUUUGAUAUUGAACAGCUAAUGGUCGACUUCCCGUGCCAAAAGAUCAAGGCUAUCAUCUUUGACCCAAAUAAAUUGUAUCGAACGGAUUCGAAAUACUCUGAUGGAGGAGAAGACCAGUACAAAGAUCUUCGAGGCAAUGAUUGGUGGGCCCGUGGACUGAAUCCAGGAAACGCUGGUGAAGGAUUCGCAGUGAACUGUCCAAUUGGAACUGACACUUGCGAUGCAUUAUCUUCCACUGUGUCUGCUGCCUCUGCUGCUUCUACUACUUGUGCCUCUGAAAACGAUUCUCCUACUGUCGAAGACGUCACUGUCGGUCCCAACUCUUGCACUUCUCGCGGAUGGGGAGAUCCGCAUAUGGUCACUUGGGACGGUCUCCGUUACGAUGUCCACGUGCAUGGUGAACUCAUCUUUGCCAAGUCUUUGGACCCCAACUCUUCCUUCCAAAUCCAAGCCCGUACCGAGCCUGUGAAGAAUCAUCCCGCCAAGCCUGCUGUCACUACUGGCCUCGUCAUUACCGAUGACAACAUGCCCAAGAUCCAAGUUUCCAUGCCACGUGAUGAAGAUGAUCCAUGUACCGAGGUCAUCAAUGGAUGUCCAGUCGAGCUCUAUGUUGAUGAUGUCCUUCGCAAGCCUUCUCACGGAUCCGGAAGCGACAAGGCCAAGGUCGAUGUCCGAGGAAGCAGGAUCACUGUUGAAUAUCCUGGUGCUUCUCAGUUCAAGGUGGUGAUGGACGUCACUAGCUGGAGCAACGAAUGUCAUUUCUCAGUUACCUACACUCUGGGUACUUGCCGUGAUGACAUUGUUGGUCUAUUGGGCUCUCCCGAUGGAGAAUGGCGCAAUGAUUGGAUGGACACUAGUGGCAAUCCUCUUUCCAUUCCUUCUGAUCUUCGUCGCGGAAGCGGUUUUGCCCCUACUAUGGAAUAUGCCCGUGACAACUGGUGUGUUCCCAACGAGCCUGCUUCCAACUUUGCUUAUGAGCAUGAUACCAGUUUCGAUACUUAUGACAUCUGUGACAAUCCCAAUGUCGGAGAGUUGGCGGGUGCGGUGGAUCAUGCUGAUGAAUCCAUCAAGAAGGCUUGCCAUGGAGACAUCUUUUGUAUUCUCGAUACCGUUGCCUUCGCCGAUGAUGAGACGGAUACCACGGUGGUUCAAGAAAUCAUUGACAACUUCAACAACGACGAAGGAUUGCAGCACGAGUUGAAGCAAACUCAAACUGCUGACAUUGAGAUUGUGGAGCAAGUUCCCGAGGACCUUGGCAACGCCGACUGUCCUACGUGCAAGGCUGUUGGAUGGGGUGAUCCACACAUUGUCACUUUCGAUGGUCUAUCCUACGAUGUCCAUGUCAAGGGUGAACUAACCUUCCUCAAGUCUUUGGAUCCUGAGAAUGACUUCACUAUUCAGGCUCGAACCGUUGCUGUCAAGAACCACAGCAAAGGACCAGCUGUUACUACUGCCGUUGUUGUCCACGAAGACUCUCGCCUUGGACUUCCCGAUAUCCAGGUUUCUCUUGGACAGGACGCGGACAGUGAAUUGGCCACCGAGUUUAGCACUGGCAGAAACAACAAGUGCUAUGUUCAGUUGUUCGUGGACAAGGAGGUCAAGAGCAUUUUGGGCGGAUCUGGUACUACUGGAGCCAGCGUGCAAGUGAACGGCAACCGUAUUGUUGUUGAGUACCCAUCUACAAAUCUGAAAUUGGAUAUCAAGGUAACAUCCUGGCGUAAUGAGUGUCACUUCAGUGUCGACUACUGGUUGGUGGACUGUCGAUGUGACGAAACUUUGGUUGGUAUUCUUGGACAACCUGACUCUCCCAAGGACUGGACGAAUGAUUGGCAUGAUCAUGACGGAAACGCUGUGACCAUUCCUUCUCGCCGCAGUGACCGUCGCGGAAAGAAGGCGUACGAUUACUCUCGAACUUGGUGCAUCACUGCUGGAGAAUCGCACUUCGCGUACGAACCAAACAUGAGCCAUGGCGACUUUGAUGAAUGUACCGGAGCUACAGGAGACGACAACUUUGAAAUCGACAUUGGUGCCAUCAUCGAAGAGUUUGAAAACACCACACCUGAAGUGAUUGCUCAGUGUACUAUGGAUGGCGAUGAUGAGCCAGAUGAAGGUUGUCUCGUGGACUGUUUCUUUGGUGGGGAAGAUGCAUGCAACGAGUUCACUGAUACUGUUGCUACUGUCAUCGCCGAGACCCAGACAGAAACCAUUGAGUUCCCUCCGGAACCCGAGAUCAUAUUGGAAGUCCCCGAUACACCACCCGCUGGAGGAGACUGUCCCGUGUGCAAGGCCGUUGGCUGGGGUGAUCCACACAUCAUCACCUUUGAUGGUGUUACAUACGACGUCCACGUCAAGGGUGAACUUACUUUCCUCAAGUCUUUGGGAGCAAGAGAUUUCACCAUCCAAGCCAGAACUGCAAUCGUAUCGAACCAUCCAAAGGGACCAGCUGUCACCACCGGUGUUGUAGUCUACGAGACUGGACAACCUACCAUCCAAGUUUCUCUCGGCAGCAGCUCCAACAGUGAGCUUGUGACCAUGUUCGGUCAGUGUCCAGUUCAACUCUUUGUGAAUGGGGUUGCUACCGACAUUGACGCUGGCACUGGAUUGAGUGAUGCCACCGUUCAAACCAAGGGCAAGCGAAUCGUUGUCGAAUAUCUUAAUACUCAAAUUCGAUUGGACAUGGAUGUGAAGGUGUGGCGCAACACUUGCCACUUCAGUGUAACAUACUACUUGGCCGACUGUCCUUGUGAUGGAAGCUUGGUUGGUAUUCUUGGUCAGCCCGAUGGCGAAUGGUCUAAUGAUUGGCAUGAGCAUGAUGGAACAGCUGUCAGCAUUCCAACCAGCAAUCGCGAUCGUCGCGGAAAGAAAGCUUACGAUUACUCGUUGACUUGGUGUUUGACAGCUCCCGAAUCCUACUUUUCGUAUGAACCAACCAUGGGCCACGCGGACCACGACUUCUGUACUGGAACCAAGGGCGAUGACAACUUCGAUGUCGAUAUUGAUGAGAUCAUUGAAGAAGCCUCGCCAGAAAUCAUCACCAAGUGUACCGUCGACAACGAAUUGGACGAAGGUUGUGUGGUCGAGUGCGUUUACCUUGGCGACGGAGCAUGUGAUGAGUACCUAGAAAUUGUUCAGAAUACUGCAACAGCAACCAUCACGGAAGAACCAACUUCCGGACCAACACCAGUCCCAACUUCUGGACCAACUCCAGUCCCAACUUCCGGACCAACUCCUGUCCCAACUUCUGGACCAACUCCCGUCCCAACUUCUGGACCAACUCCAGUCCCAACUUCUGGACCAACUCCCGUCCCAACUUCCGGGCCUACUCCGUUGGUCCCUGCCCUACCCGAUGACAUCCCUGAUGUUCCAGAAGACACUUACGCCAUCUCUGAUACUGAAAUUAGUGAUCAAAGCGAUGCUGGAAGUCAAGGUGAUCCCCACUUCAAGACUUGGAGAAACGAGCAUUUUGAGUACCAUGGACAGUGCGAUUUGGUCUUGGCCAAGGAUCCCAACUUUGCUGAAGGUCUCGGUUUCGACGUGCAAAUCCGUACCAAGUUGGUUCGCUUCUGGUCUUACAUCAAGAGUGCCGCCAUUCGAAUUGGUAACGAUGUCUUCGAAGUGGAAGGAGAUGCUGAAGGCACCUUGGAACUUCGCUAUUGGAUGAACCUGGAGUUCCAAGGUCCAUUGGAGACCAUUGGCGGAUUCCCAAUCAUUUUCAACGGUCGCGACAACAACGCCAACAAGAAGAUCGUUCAGAUUGACUUGAGCUCCAAGUACCCCGGUGCCAUGAUCGAGAUUCAAGUCUGGAAGGAAUUCGUCAAGGUUGACUUCAAGAACCCAUCUUUGGAUGCCUUUGGAAACGCCGUUGGUAUGCUUGGAGAUUUCAAGACUGGAAAGACGUUGGCUCGUGAUGGAGUAACCGAGAUAGACGACUUCCACAAGUUCGGAAACGAAUGGCAAGUGCUACCAACCGAUCUCAUGUUGUUCCACGAUGCCGAGGCACCACAGUUCCCCAAGAAGUGCAUCGAGCCUGAAGAUCCUCGAGGUGAACGUCGCCGCCGUCUGGAAGAGUCCUCCGUCAGUGUUGAAGAUGCCGAAAAAGCAUGCGCAAGUCUGACCGAUGAUCUUGACCGCAAGGACUGUGUCUACGAUAUCGUUGCCACUCAAGACAUGGCAAUGGCUGGAGCGUACUAA
Cylindrotheca closterium is the source of this 4737-nucleotide messenger RNA. The record is from the annotation of a GenBank genome assembly. NCBI's taxonomy places the organism in Eukaryota, Bacillariophyta, Bacillariophyceae, Bacillariales, Bacillariaceae.